GUCCGUUCGACAACGACGACGACAUCGUUGAGCUUCUCGAAGCCAACUCUCCACCAUGGCGACGACUUCACGGGCCGCCCGUACCCUGGCCCUCGCCGCCGCCGCGCUUGUCGUGCCUUCUGUCCACGCAGCCGGCGGCACGGCCACCAACGGCACCACCGCCCCUCCCCAGGCCGGCAUCUUCGAGGGCAUCAAGCCCAAUGCCUUCUCAACCUCGCAGCCCAUCACGCUCUUCAUCAUCCAGGCCGUCAUCAUCAUCGUCUUCUGCCGCAUCCUCCACUAUCCCCUCUCCUACAUCAAGCAGCCCCGCGUCAUCGCAGAGGUUGUCGGCGGCAUCAUGCUCGGCCCUUCCGUCCUCAUGCGCAUCCCCGGCUUCCGCCAGGAAAUCUUCCCAACCGAGUCCAUCGUCGUCCUCAACAAUGUGGCAAACCUCGGCCUCCUCCUCUUCCUCUUCCUCAUCGGCCUCGAGGUCGACAUCCGCAUGUUCACCAGCAACUGGCGUGUCGCUGCCAGCGUCGGCGCCGCCAGCAUGGCCCUCCCCUUUGCCCUCGGGUACGGCAUCGCUGUCGGUCUCUACAACAACUUCCACGACCAGACACAGUCAAACAUCAGCUUUGCCGUCUUUGGCCUCUUCAUCGGUACCGCCCUUGCCAUCACUGCCUUCCCCGUCCUCUGCCGCAUCCUCACCGAGCUCGACAUGCUCAGCACCCCGGUAGGCGUCACUGUCCUGGCUGCUGGUGUUGGCAAUGACGUCGUCGGCUGGGUUCUCUUGGCUCUCUGUGUCGCCCUCGUCAACAACGGGUCCGGCAUUGCUGCUCUCUGGGUCCUUUUGGUCGCGACUGGGUGGGCGCUGUUUCUUGUCUAUGCCGUUCGUCCCGCCUUCCACUGGCUCUUGCGCAGGAAGGGUGCGAUCCAGAAUGGACCAAAUGAGUCCAUGAUUGUGGUCACCCUCCUCCUCGUCCUCAUCUCGGCAUGGUUCACAAGCAUCAUCGGCGUUCACGCCAUUUUUGGCGCGUUUCUGGUUGGUCUCAUUUGCCCACAUGAGGGAGGUUUCACCAUCAAGGUCACAGAACGCAUGGAAGAUCUCAUCUCCGCGCUUUUCUUGCCGCUAUAUUUUGCGCUUUCGGGCCUCAACACCAACUUGGGUCUUCUGAAUGACGGGCUCACCUGGGCGUACGUCGUUGCCGUCAUUGCCGUCGCUUUUGCUGGCAAGAUCAUUGGCGGCACCCUCGCUGCUCGGGCCAUGAACCUUGUCUGGAGAGAAAGCUUCUCUAUUGGAUGUCUGAUGAGUUGCAAGGGCUUGGUCGAACUCAUCGUUCUGAACAUUGGCUUCCAAGCCAACAUCCUGGACCAAAAGACCUUCACCAUGUUCGUUGUUAUGGCGCUUGUCACAACCUUCACGACAACGCCACUUACACAGUGGCUCUACCCUCCCUGGUAUCGCAAGAAGCUCGAGGCAUGGAAGCGUGGCGAAAUUGACUGGGACGGCAAUCCUAUCGUCCACGAUGAUACUAGCUUCUCCGAGUCGGCUCAGAAGCUGCACAAGACCAAAAUGCAGCGUAUCCUUGUGUACCUGCGCCUCGACAGCCUUCCCAGCACAUUUACCUUUCUGUCGAUUCUGGGUGUGGAGGAAGUCCCUCUCGCGGCGACUGAGCACGACGCUCAUGCUAGCGAUGGCGUGAACACGGUGGUGCCCAGAGCGCGGCCCCUCGAAGUCCACGCGCUGCGCAUUCUCGAACUCACAGACCGCACAUCAUCCGUCAUGAAGGUCACCAAGGCCGAAGACUAUGCCAAGCGAGACCCCGUCAUCAACGCCUUCCGCACCUUCUCCCGACUGCACGACCUGGCAUUUUCCGGCAACGUCGUGGUCACACCGGAGAGCUUGUAUGCCGAUACUGUCGUCACGCAUGCUACAAGCCAGGAGUCGGAUUUUGUCCUUGUGCCGUGGAGCCAAGUUGGUAGCAACACGGAAGACCAGUCGGUCCCAUUCCGCGUGUCUUCGGAAGGUCGGUACGAUCCUGGCUCUCACCUGGAUUUUAUCCAGUCCGUAUUUGCCAAGGCCGUCUGUACCACCGGAAUCUUCAUUAGCAACGACUCCAGCAACACUGCUGCCACCGAGCGCCCAGGUCUGACCCGUUCAAAGAGUAUCGUCUCGCUGCGCAGCAACCGGGAAGUCGCGGUCCUGCCGAACGUCGACAAGUCUCACCACAUAUUUUUCCCGUACAUUGGCGGUGACGACGACAGGGCCGCCUUGCGUUUCGUGCUUCAGAUCGCCAAGAACCCUCUCAUCCAAGCCACCAUCGUCCACCUCACCCUGUCCGAUGCAGGCACCGACGACAUCUCGCCGGCACCGCCCGCUGCCGCGGCGGACGGCACCAUGUCCAAAGAGCCCACCGUGGUCGAUAGCCUCGCAGAAGAUGCCACGCUUUUCAGCACCCUGCAGGCGUCGCUGCCCAACGAGCUCGCCGCACGCGUCAAGUUUGCCGAGCAGAGUGUCUCGAGCAAGACCGCGGCCCAGGCAGCCGUCAAGGCCGCCAGCGAGGUUGUCGGCCAGAACCCGCGCAACGCGGGAGACAUUGUCGUCGUCGCACGUCGGCACCAGGUGCUGCAGCACCACCAGCGGUCCGCCGCAGCGGCCGAGGGCAGCAGCAGCAACCCCGUGCAAGACGGCAUGCAAAAGACGGUCGGCGUGCUGGGACAGCAGCUCGUCUUUGGUAACCUCACAGCCAGUGUGCUGGUCAUCCAGGCUGCUGAGCACGGAGCUUAGGAAGCUCGUCCUCAUCCCGCGCCCCGCCUUUGGCUUCGGCCUCAUGCUCACGACGACUCUGGAGGAUGCAUCUUGCCUGGCUCUGGCCUUCGGCUUUGUAUUUUUUUUUCCCUUAUAGGCGUGUCGUCGUUGGGCUUUGACUAUUCUGCGUGACCAUCUCGCUGGCUUCUUUUUACCGCCCAAAUACCACUUUCGCGCGAGCGUGUACUUGUUGUUUGCCGGCGUUUUCUUGCUUGAAUGCAUGGACUGGAUAUAUAUAGUCUUCUUGGGAAUCUUGAGAGCCAUCCUGAACCAAUCAUCAUGAAACAUAUUGAGCCCGGAAUGAGUUAC
Messenger RNA from Microdochium trichocladiopsis, 3097 nucleotides. Its product is annotated as K+ homeostasis protein Kha1. The record is from RefSeq and is a predicted model, not a curated record. Lineage: Eukaryota; Fungi; Ascomycota; Sordariomycetes; Xylariales; Microdochiaceae. Gene Ontology annotation, molecular function: antiporter activity. Gene Ontology annotation, cellular component: membrane. Gene Ontology annotation, biological process: proton transmembrane transport. The coding region runs from base 56 to 2767 and encodes 903 amino acids. The transcript has 3 exons.